AUGGCACCUUCACCCGAGAAACGCCGCCUUCAAUGGCAGACUAAGACAAAGACGAAGAGGGGAUUUGCAGGAACUGUCCCAGACUGGACUGUUGCCGAAGAGGACGACGAUGACAAGUACGAUGUUCACAUCAUGAGAAGGCACUCUGUUAGGCAUAGACUUCGACGACGAGACAUCAGCAGCACACCCGUUGAAGAGUCCGAGGUGCUGGUGUCUAUUCUACAUGAUGAACCUUACAACACGCAACCCGUCUCGACCCCAACCCCAAUCUCAACUUCAACCUCAACCUCAACCCCGACAUCUACCAAGGCUAUAAAGGCGUACGAGAGUGGCAGCGACAGCGACAGUCAAAGUGGCGAUGAAAGUAUGAGUGAUGACGAGAACGAGGAGAGUGACGAUGAGGUAGAGAGCGACCCUGUACCAACUGAUCAACCCAUCGACGACAAAGAUGUGCCAUACAAGGUCAAACUUCCCGCAUCGGCAACAGAAACACCAGCAGUUGAUGCGCCAUCAGCAGAGGGCAGCAUAGAGGAAAGCAUGAUUUCCGGAGGUGAGGGCAUCCACUCAAACGUUCAUAAGAUCCUCUUGGGUGUGGGAUCAGUUGGUGGCUUCCUCCUUCUUCUCGGUAUCGUCUUCCUUGUCUGGAAGUUCCAUUCAAAGAAGAGAUACACGGCGAAGCCUCCUCCUCCACCUCCUGUCGACGAUAUGUCUCAUGAAAAGCCCAACCGGUUCGAAACCCUCGUCUCAAAGCUACCUUUCUUGGGACCACGUCUUGGCCACAAAGACUGGUACACCAUUGAAGACCCAUCUCCUCCCUACUCUUCACAUAUCAGCGAUGAGAAGAAGAGAGUUUUCUCUCCCUCACCCUCACCUUCGUCGCUACCUCCACCUCUGCCAGUCUCAUCCCUUCCUAAGCAGUCCGCCACUCAUCUCACUGUGCCCGCCAAGCCAUAUGGUCUCUAUCGGAUGAGCAGCAGGACCGAGCAAACGAACUACGACAUUGAUGCUACAAGUCCUACAAGCCCAGGCUUUGUGGAGAAUGCUGUCCAAGUUCAGGUCGUCGCUCGUCAUGCUCCCAGGCAAAGGCAAAGUCAAGGUCUUAGCCCACCUUACUACAAGCCGCAACCACAACACAACCGCGCCCCUUCGGCAGCGCCAUAUGCUUACGACGUUGCAAGACGCCAGACCGGUGUCAGUGAAUUGUCCUCCAUCUCUUCCGGCUUUGGUGACGGCGAUAUUGUCAUAACGCCAUCCUACCAGACCGCCCAGAGCGUGCCCUCUCAGCCAACACCUUCUCGCCAACCCACAUGGAAGUCUACCAACACACACAGCCGUCGUGAUACUGUAUCCACAGUAGCCUCAGUGGAAACUCGACCGAGAUUUCACUCUGUUAACUCGUGGGUGAAGCAGCAGAAUGGACAACUGCGACGGGCCCAAAGACAACAAGAGCAGAGUGACGCUCCCCCAGUCCCUGCUCUGGCUCCCCCUCCUGAGCAGGACUUCAGAUACAUGUUGCAAGAUGACGAGAGACCACGUCCAGUGGAGAUGGUCUGA
This is a messenger RNA of Fusarium coffeatum, 1554 nucleotides long. RefSeq lists its product as uncharacterized. The transcript is spliced from 3 exons. Bases 1 to 1554 code for a protein of 517 amino acids. The record is from RefSeq and is a predicted model, not a curated record. NCBI's taxonomy places the organism in Eukaryota, Fungi, Ascomycota, Sordariomycetes, Hypocreales, Nectriaceae.